AAAAGAGAGAGAGAGAGAGAGAGAGACUUCUGCUCUGUGAGAGACUCUUCAGAGAGAGAGAGAGAGAGAGCGAAGACUCUGUCAAAAAAUACUUUAAAGGGUUUGGAGAUUAGGGUUUUUUUUGGGGGGUGGUUGAUUUCUGGGGGGAGGAUUGAUCGGAAUUUUGGGUGGGGGGAGAUGUACGUAGGUUCUAUGCGAAAGUCUUUCAAGGACUCUCUUAAAGUGCUUGAAGCUGAUAUCCAACAUGCUAAUACUCUGUGCAGGGCUUCUGAUUUUCCAAGGGAGUAUGAUGGUGCAUGCCUUCAAAUGAGAAUGUCGUACAGUCCAGCUGCGCACCUCUUCUUAUUUUUGGUGCAGUGGACGGAUUGUCACCUUGCAGGUGCCCUUGGGCUGUUAAGAAUACUAAUUUACAAGGUAUAUGUGGAUGGAACUACCACCAUGUCUACACAUGAAAGGAAAGCAAGCAUAAGAGAGUUCUAUGCUGUUAUCUAUCCCUCUUUACUGCAACUUCAGAGGGGUGUAACUGAUACUGAAGAUAAAAAACAGAAAGCAGUGUGCAUGGAAAGGUACCGAAGAAAGGAAGAUGAAGAGUAUAGGCAGCUUACUGAUGUUGAUUUUGAAAGAGAAGAAGAAUGUGGAAUAUGCAUGGAGAUGAACAGUAAAAUUGUGCUGCCUAACUGCAACCAUGCCAUGUGCUUGAAAUGUUACCGUGAAUGGCGAUCAAGAUCGCAGUCGUGCCCCUUCUGUCGUGAUAGUCUUAAGAGAGUUAACUCUGGGGAUCUCUGGGUAUUUACAGACAGCAGGGAUAUAAUUGACAUGGCCACAGUGACGAGGGAGAAUCUUAGAAGGCUUUUCAUGUAUAUAGAUAAGUUGCCACUGAUUGUCCCUGAUACCAUUUUUGAUACUUACGAUUCCCACCUAAGGUGAAAAGUACAGUCUAAACUAUCUCCUCUGUGGUCUGAGUAUUGUCUGCUCGUUCCUCUUGAUUACAUAAAGACCAAAUCACCAAAUCGCUUGAUUUGGCUAAUUUUGGUCCAGCUAGUAUUUGCGCGGUGCUUUCUUCCCACUUCUCCUCAGAAGAAACCAUGCCCGAGUUAUUGUGGGCUGGUGGGUGAAGUCGAAUUAGUUCAUGUAGGAGCCCAUAAAUUGUAUUUAGUACAUUUGUACAUGCUUGUAUAGCCUAAAGUUUGAAGAUGCAAAAGUCCUUGCUGGAAUCAGGUCCUGCCUUAUCUGCUUCUACUGCUGGUUUUUGUGCUAACUUCCUUUGAACUUUGUAUGAAUCAUUUCAAGAAUCACUAAUAAAAUAAUUCCUGAAGAUAUGCUCAACAACUUGAAUAGAA
Theobroma umbraticum is the source of this 1340-nucleotide messenger RNA. Its product is annotated as E3 ubiquitin-protein ligase AIRP2-like. The record is from RefSeq and is a predicted model, not a curated record. Gene Ontology annotation, biological process: protein ubiquitination. NCBI's taxonomy places the organism in Eukaryota, Viridiplantae, Streptophyta, Magnoliopsida, Malvales, Malvaceae. Gene Ontology annotation, molecular function: ubiquitin protein ligase activity.